AUGAUGAGCCGCAGCCUCAACCUCCUCCUCCUCGCCUUCCUCGGCCUCUUCGCCUUCAUCACCCCCGCCGCCGCCGGUCCAGACUUUUGGACAAUGUGGCAACACCGCAACACCUGUAUGCAAAAGGACGCCCAAGUCCUCGCCGCCAUCAUGAAGUUCUGCUCCCGCAACUUUUACACCGGAACCCCUUAUGCAGUCGACGGUGCCAGUCAAGGCAAAGUCAGAAUCAACGUCAGUGCCUACUGUAAACUGGGCACGUUUGUCCCCAAGGAGUGGUGUGAGUCGCAGAUGUUGGAGACUUGCGCUACCGGUGGAAAGAAGGGACGUAAUUUCCGCAAGUAUGAUAACGGAUGCCAGGGUUUCUGGAUUGGAGGCAGCUAG
Aureobasidium pullulans EXF-150 is the source of this 381-nucleotide messenger RNA. RefSeq lists its product as uncharacterized. NCBI's taxonomy places the organism in Eukaryota, Fungi, Ascomycota, Dothideomycetes, Dothideales, Saccotheciaceae. Bases 1 to 381 code for a protein of 126 amino acids. The record is from RefSeq and is a predicted model, not a curated record. The transcript has a single exon.